UCGCGUUCCCUGACGGAGAGAGUGACCGCUGGUUCAGAUGAAAGAACUCAAACGUAACUCGGGGUGCAUUUCUUAACCCGGACAAAUCAUCCCCCCACAUGCGCUGACACGUCUCCAGAUAUUACACACAUCCCGUCGGAGGGAACGUUUACUGGGCUGGUUUGACACAUUGUGAAUACAUUCAAGAGACGCGCGGAGGGGGAAGAUGUUGCUGAAGGAGUACAGGAUAUGCAUGCCCCUCACUGUGGAGGAGUACCGGAUUGGGCAGCUGUACAUGAUCAGUAAACACAGUCACGAGCAGAGUGACAGAGGGGAGGGAGUGGAGGUCGUCCAGAACGAACCGUAUGAAGACCCGGAGCACGGCCAAGGACAGUUCACAGAGAAACGAGUCUACCUCAACAGUAAAUUACCCAGCUGGGCUCGAGCAGUCGUUCCUAAAAUCUUCUAUGUGACGGAGAAAGCAUGGAACUACUACCCUUACACCAUAACAGAAUAUACAUGCUCAUUCCUGCCCAAGUUCUCCAUCCACAUAGAGACAAAAUAUGAGGACAACAAAGGAUGCAAUGACAAUAUCUUUGACACCGAGCUGAAGGACCAGGAGAGGGAGGUGUGUUUUGUCGACAUUGCCUACGAUGAAAUUCCCGAGCGCUACUAUAAAGAGUCUGAGGACUUGCGAUAUUUCAAGUCCGAUAAGACAUCCCGGGGGAUUCUGCAGGAGGGCUGGAGGGACACCCAGGAACCUGUCAUGUGCUCGUACAAGCUGGUCACCGUCAAGUUCGAGGUGUGGGGACUGCAGACUCGUGUGGAGCAGUACGUGCACAAGGUGGUUCGGGAUGUGCUGCUGCUUGGACACAGGCAGGCUUUUGCCUGGGUGGAUGAGUGGAUCGACAUGACAAUGGAUGAGGUGAGAGAGUUUGAGCGCACUAUCCAGGAGGCUACCAACCAGAAGAUCGGGAUUUUUCCUCCAUCCAUCUCCAUCAGCGAAACACCCCUGUCCUCCUGUUCCCUUACCGGCCCCGCCAGUGCCCCAACCACCCCCAUGUGCACCAAUGCGCCUGAGUCCCUCUCUGUCACCAAGGACAGACCCCGCAAAAAGUCUGCUCCAGAAACCCUGACCCUUACCGACCCUGCCCCAAGUGGCGCACCCCAGGGCUCUAACCUGAGCCCACUAGCUGAUUCAAACCACCUGGAACCAUCCACGCCACCCUCCUCCAACUCUGAUGUUGCUGAGACAGACGAGCAGUAGAGGGACCUUGGGAUGUCUUCCCCUACACCCAGCUUCAUAUACCCCCAACCCCAUUGUGUUAGUAAACCAAUGGGACUCUCCUAACCUACAAACACCAGUGGCCAGAUAUUCAAGUUCUCUAGCCUUAUCCAAUUAUUUGAUCUUGGACACACAAAAGUCAUUAUCACAAUUGUCCACAACAGUGUCACUGGCAGCUGUAGCCGUCCUGAUGUGACUGAUUUCCUCUUCCUGUGAGUCAAGCCAGCCACAUGUCUCAUCCAUUAUAACCAAUCUAAUCAAACAAAAUACAUCACUAAUUUGUUUUGUUAAGAUAAUUAAUACAUAAUUCUUAGUGUUUCCUGAAUAUAGCUUUCUUCAAUCAGUCACGGUCUGAUUUUAAGCUGUUAAACUAAGAAGUAGUUGCCUUAGCACCACAGAGCCAGUGGCAUUUAUUAUUUUUGGUGAUGCCUGACAAACUGUCCUUUUUCAUUCUAUAAAAUUACCAUAUGUAUUAAGUUAGAAAUAAAAUCACAAACCAGAGAAGGAGAGUAGACCUAAUAUGUCAGAGUAACACAUGCAAGUACCCUCAUAACAGAAAGCAACUGUUUCCUGAGCCGUCCAAACUGGCCUGCGGAUAAGAUUGCACCCAUCCAUCCCAUCCCAAACUCCAAUUAUACAACAGAUGCAAGAUCAGUACAAUCAUGGAGAGCUUACACCUCAGGUAUCCCUUACUACCUGGCUCAAACUCAAAAAGCAGGGAUAUUACUUUACCUUUCUCUCCCUGCUUAUUGCCAAACGUUUUAUACCUCCACAGAUAUUAAAAUACAACUAUUGUAUGUACUCUACCAGUCUACUUAACCCUUGGAAUGUUUACACAUCAGAAACCUUGGAGCAUUUGAAUAUUAGCGGUAACGUUGUUCCUUAAGCUGUUGUUAUAUCUGCACUUGCGGUUCUAGCAUGAAAGUACAAUGAUCCUAAGAUUUAAGUUUUUGACGUUUAUUACUGCAUAUAUGUUAGUCAAGUUGACUGAGAGGUCAGUAUAUAUUAAAAGAAAACAAGUUAAGUAAAAAAAAAACAGUUUAAUGCUGCCUGAAAUGAAUGCUGGAUAUCUCAUGUGACAUAAACGUGAUCCAAUUUGAUCAAGUCACUUUAUCGUCAUGUGAAGGAACAAGGCCAUUUUGGGGAGUUUUUAAGCAUCGACAGAUCUUUGUGCACAGUCACAGUAAGUAAGUCAGUAAGGACAACUCAAAACUGGAUUUGAGGAGAAUGGCAUAUGCAACAAGCUGCAUAGCAUUUGUGGAAGUUCUGAUCCUUUUAAUUUUGCCAGUGCUGGUUUGUGAUAAUCAGCUGGUGAUUUAGUGGGCGCUUUGAAAUGGGAACACCCUAUGCAGAGCCCUUGUAUUUCUGCUGGGCUUAUACUGCUAGUUAUAUAUAUAUAUAUAUAUAUAUAGUAUACCCGUCUACACAGCAGCUUUAAAAAAAUCUUCCAACGC
This is a messenger RNA of Notothenia coriiceps (black rockcod), 2718 nucleotides long. Its product is annotated as phosphatidylinositol transfer protein cytoplasmic 1. The record is from RefSeq and is a predicted model, not a curated record. Gene Ontology annotation, cellular component: cytoplasm. NCBI's taxonomy places the organism in Eukaryota, Metazoa, Chordata, Actinopteri, Perciformes, Nototheniidae. The coding region runs from base 206 to 1246 and encodes 346 amino acids. Gene Ontology annotation, molecular function: phosphatidylinositol transfer activity; phosphatidylinositol binding. The transcript has 9 exons. Gene Ontology annotation, biological process: phospholipid transport.